AUGAGGCAGGUCAUGAAAGAUGUGAGCAGACAUAAACCACCCACAUUCAAUGGAAGCAUGGAUCCUUUGAAAGCUGAAGCUUGGAUUGAUAAGCUUGAGACGAUUUUUAAGAUUGUUCCUUGUACCACCUAUGAGCAGGAAAAGGAGACUGAGUUCUUUGCUCUUCGUCAGGACAAUAAGCAUGAGGAUGAUUUUAUUGCUGAGUUUAUUGAUUUGUCCAAAUAUGUCACUUAUUUGAAAAGUGAGGAUAACCCUAAAUGGAUGGCCUCACAGUUGAUAGAAAAGGCCAGGCCAGAGUUGAGGCAACAGUUAGCCUUACUUCCUUUCGAGAGUUUUGAGGAUACAUGCAACAAGCUGAGAGUGGCUGCACGAAGGGCUAGGGAUACUGAGGAGGCCAGACGUCGGGACAAUCAAGGCAGGUUUUCCAAUUUUAUGAAGCCGAUUGGUGGAAUUGGAAAGAAAUCUGGUUAUGGUUCCGGAAGCUCUAGCAAGAACAAAGGGCAGAACCAGAGGCGUCCAGAUCAGAGGGUUCCACAGCAGAGGUCUCAGGCAUUGAAGAGCCAUGUUGGAGGGAGUCAAAACUCCCACAGAGAGUCAGCUUUAUCUAUGCCCAGUGUUAGAGGGCCUUGUUCGAGAUGUGGGAGGAGUCAUUCAGGGACAUGUAUAGAGUGCUUCCGAUGCCACAGGUUAGGGCACAUAGCUCGCUUUUGCCCAGAAGGCCAGCAACCACCUCAGAGCGGUCGUUCUACGAUUCCAGGUCGAGUCUAUGCUAUGACACAGGAGGAGGCUGGUGCGUCUCCUAAUAUGAUUCGAGGUACAGUUUCACUCCAAGGACAUAUUAUUCCUGUUUUAUUUGAUUCUGGUGCUACACAUUCUUUCAUAUCUAUUGGAUGUGCUAAGAAGUUUGAUUUUCAUGUAAUUGACUUACCUUAUAAUUUGAGAGUUUCUACACCUGCUGGGGCUACAGUCAUGACUUCUCAAGCAUGCUUAAACAUUGCCCUUCAAUUUGAGAUCGUGAUUCUGUAA
Molecule: messenger RNA, 1026 nt
Organism: Neltuma alba
Lineage: Eukaryota; Viridiplantae; Streptophyta; Magnoliopsida; Fabales; Fabaceae
Exons: 2
Coding region: 1-1026 (341 amino acids)
Biological process (GO): proteolysis
Molecular function (GO): aspartic-type endopeptidase activity; nucleic acid binding; zinc ion binding
Source: RefSeq, a predicted model, not a curated record